Molecule: messenger RNA, 645 nt
Organism: Protopolystoma xenopodis
Lineage: Eukaryota; Metazoa; Platyhelminthes; Monogenea; Polystomatidea; Polystomatidae
Source: the annotation of a GenBank genome assembly
AUGAGUUCCGAUUCUACACAUUUUUGUUCACUUGAUAAUGUUGUUAACGGCAAUUCUGAUAUAUGUGCUGUCGAUCUAAGUAAUCCUGAAGCCAAGUACGCCAAAUCCCAUAUUUCUUCUUCCAUUUCAUCCUCCGUUACUUCACCAUUUACUUCUCCUGACUCAAUAAAACUUUUGUCCGAAACAUUGGUCAACCCUAUUACUCAAAAUAACAAUGAUUCUCAUCCUGAUAAGAACUUUAAUUCUGAUUGCUAUUGCCCAUUUCCUGUUACUCCAACCACAGAAAUUAAAGUCAGCCAUUUGAAUAAUAAUGAUACUCACAAAUCGUCAUGUGAUAAUGAUGGUACUGCUCUGCUAGCUUUACCAUUGAUCUCUCCAGCAAAAAAUAAAAGCACUCCAUUAACGGGAAAUGCAAUAAGUUUACCUAUAAAUACAUCGAUGCUUCGAACGGUAAACGGAACGAAACUAAAGAAAUCAAAAAAAUCGACGCCGGCAAACCAUUCAAAAUCUCCGAGUAAUGUCAUAAAAAAGUCUAACUUUCGUGGAACCAGCGAGGAAGAGAAUGAAGUGGAUCCUAAUUUUAAGCCGCCAGAAAUCGAUGUAAGUUCCGAAAAGUAUUCCGUAUUUACUUUUAUUAUGCAUUAA